CUUGUAAAAGUUGUCAAUUGUCAUGUUUUGUCUCUGCGCAGUUGUCAGUGUCGAGAUUGGUUCCAAUUAAAGAAAUCUUGCAAUUGCAGUACACCAUUCUGUUUUUGGAUUUACUUAAUACUUUAAUUACUCAAAAUGUCAGAGAUAAAAAUUGUCGCAGCAAGUAUAGUUAACUUUUUGAGAAAGCAGUUAGAGGAGGAGUCGUUAAACAGCGACUCCAAAGAGAGCGUAGAAGUCGGCGUGCAGUGCAUAGAGACCGCUUUCGAUUUGAGUCGGGAAGAGCUGAGCAAAGGCGUAGAUUUGCUGCAAUUGGUUCGGCAACAGCGCGGCACAGAUGCCGCCGGUCGCGCCGAAGCCGAGAAACUUAAAAAUGAGGGUAACGAUUGCAUGAAAGCGGAAAAGUACCGCGAAGCUUUCGAAAAGUACACGAAAGCCAUCAAAAUCGAUCCUCGUAAUGAAGUGUUCUAUUGCAAUCGGGCCGCCGCACACUUCAAGCUCGGCGAACACGAAGCGGCGAUAGCAGACUGCAUGGAGGCCCUCGUGCUGCAGCCGAACUACGGCAAGGCACAUGGGCGGCUGGGAUUGGCACUGGCGGCGUUGGACAGGCAUCGGGAGGCGCGUGCCGCUUUCGCCCGCGCUGCGCAGCUCGAUCCCGACAACGAGUCUUACAAGGAGAACUUGCGCUUGGCCGACGAAAAACUGAAUCAGGCCGGACAACGAGAGACUUUGGACUUGGGUGGUUUAUUACAGAACCCAGCACUUUUAAAUAUGGCAACAGAGAUGCUCUCCGAUCCCAAUAUGCAGAACCUUAUAUCUGGACUAAUGAACAAUUCGGGCACAUCUCCCGGCUCCGGUGGAAUGAAUGUUCUACUAGAGGCGAGCCAGGCUCUGGCACAGCAUAUGCAGGCUGCCAACCCCGACCUGGUGGACCAGCUGAGGCGUCAGGUGCGCCCUCCUGGCCCGGGCGACGACCAGCCCCCGUCCCAGUGAGCAUCUGGCUGAGGCAGACGGCGUGUAAGAGACUGAUGGCCUUCAUUUCUCACUCUUAUUGAUACAUGUUGCAUGUAUAUAAUAAUCACCAUCCUGAGUCAUGUAUUUUAUUUGCAAAGCAAAGCCUCCAUUACCCGCUGCCAGACAUUACAUUUGCUGCACACAACGGCUCUGCGUGAUGUUUUAUAUCUGUUUUGUCUUCUUCGUCAUUCUUUUAGUUGCUUUUGUUUCCUGUGGCGGUGCUUGCAUAUGUUUAAUGGUGGUUUUAAUUAUUUUUGUUCAAAUGUGUUUUUGCAGUUUGUUAGUUUGUUACAUUUGGUAAAUUAGUAUGGCCCACACUUUUAAUAUUACAAAUAGGGAAUAUCUUUCCUGACACAUUAUAUAGAAGAUACUACUGGCAUUACUAACGUAAACUGUUAAAAAAUUUAUAAAUCAAUGUGUAGUACUAUAUUGUGUUAUAUAUUUAGUACAUACAGCAGUACAGGACUCUAAUGUGAACUCUGAUAGCUGGAAAUUCUGCAUUUGUUACUAUCAAUAUAGAAGUUUUGUAGUUUGGACAUUGUUGUCAUAUAUAAAUAAACAAACUGUCUUACAGAG
Papilio machaon (common yellow swallowtail) is the source of this 1587-nucleotide messenger RNA. Its product is annotated as small glutamine-rich tetratricopeptide repeat-containing protein alpha. Gene Ontology annotation, molecular function: molecular adaptor activity; protein binding. Gene Ontology annotation, biological process: post-translational protein targeting to endoplasmic reticulum membrane. The record is from RefSeq and is a predicted model, not a curated record. Gene Ontology annotation, cellular component: membrane; TRC complex. The transcript has a single exon. The coding region runs from base 136 to 990 and encodes 284 amino acids. Lineage: Eukaryota; Metazoa; Arthropoda; Insecta; Lepidoptera; Papilionidae.